UGCCAUUACAGGUGCCGGAAGGUUACCACCGCUGCCAGCACUGCCAGCAGAUGUAUAUUACAGGUGCCGGAAGGUUACCACCGCUGCCAGCACUGCAUGCAGAUGUUUGCCAGCGAGGAACGCUUCCAGCACCACAAGACCCGGGGGCUGUGCCAGCACCAGCACCGCUGCCAGCACUGCGGCCUCCACUGCUCCAGCCUUAAGAGGCUAGACAAGCACCAGCAGCGCUGUAACAAGGACCCCCGCGGUGUGGGGGGCGCGGGGGGCAGGCGGCGGCGUAAGGACAAACCACCGCCGCUGGUGGGCACCACCGCCCCCACCACCGCCCCCGCUACCGCCACCUCCACCGACGACAUCUUGUGUGAACGAUGUAACUACAACCGUGACUGCUGCUGCACGUUCACGUGCCCUGCGUGCGGCAAGCGCGUGUUCAGCGUCCUGGCGUACACGCAUCACAAGCACAAGACGUGCCCCGUCGUGCGCAUGCGCAGGGACAAGAUCAGGUCUGCGCUCAUCGAGAAACGUAAACUCAAGGAAUCCGCAUCCUGCGAUGCAAGUCCUGCUAAAAAAAUCAAAUUGGAGGCUGGGAGAACCGAAGGAGGUGGUGGUUCUUCUUCCGGAGAACCCGGAAGAACCGGAGGUGGUGGUUCUUCUUACGGAGGACCCGGGAGAACUGGAGGAAGUGGUUCUUUUGGGGAACCCGGUAGAACCAGUGGUGGUAGUUCUUCCGGAGAACCCGGUGGAACCGGAGGAGGUGGUUCUUACAGGGACCAAUGUAGGACCGAGGAACCGGUGUCUGACUCUGAUGAGGAGGCUGUUAAUUUCAACUUGAGUAACUUUAGUAGCUUAGGGGCGUCCGUGCUGGGGUAUGAUGUGACUGCUACAACGGGUGAUGAUGAGGGUGAUGAUGGGGGUGAUAUGGGUCAUGAUGAUGGGGGUGAUAUGGGUCAUGGUGAUGGGGGCAGUAAGCUGCAGCAAAAGAGCGGUUCGCUAAAAGCUGAUAUGAUGAACGGUACUAAGACCUGGGCUGGUAAGGUUGCUACUUCUGGUGUUGGUGAAACUGGGCAUGGCAAGUAUGGUGGAGGUGGUAAGUAUAGUGAGUAUUUAGGCAAGAAUGGUGAGGGUGGUAGUCUAGAGGUUAAGUCCAGUGAACAAAGGCAAGGGCUAAUGCCUGGUGCCAAGGCAGUCGGCUACGAGAAAAUACACGAUUUGAAAAGCGAGGCUGGAAAUGCCAAAACAAACUCGCUAAAUGUUUGGAAGACUAAAUUUCAGUCGGCAAAAGUGGUUUCUCGCGUUCAUUCAAAAGCCAGCCUCAAUCUUCCUUCAAAAGCCAAGCCUAACCUGCUCGUAAAAACUGGAUAUAGCGCCCCCUCUAAACCCAGCCCUAACCUAACCUCUAAAUCCACCCCUCAUCUACCCUCUAAAUCCAGCCCUCAUCUACCCUCUAAAUCCAGUCCCCAAAAACCCAGCAAUAAAGUUACUGUGAAGAAAAUCCUCAUGGUAACCACUGAGAAAAAAAGCAACGGACCCCCAAGUUCUGUUCAACCCCCGACAACCUCAACCCCUAGUGUAACUCCCGGGACAAAACCUGCUGUAGAUGAGCCUCCGUCCAGUGAGGCAGCGGACAUUCUGUCCACCAGCGGCCGACGGAUAAAGAAACCAAAAAAGCUUUUCGACAACGCUUACGAUGAUGCAGGCGUUGAUGAGGCUUGCAGGGCUAGACCUUCAUCCUUCAGACCCUCGUCGUCCAUCAGACCCUCAUCGUCGUCCAUCAGACCCUCGUCGUCCAUCAGAGCCUCGUCAUCGGUCAAAAGGACGCCGGUGACAGUCGCAGUACGAACUUCGGCGGCCGGGGGCGGAAAUGUUGCUAAGAAACUUGCAUGUGAAACCAACCUCAGUGGCAACCUCAGUGGCAACCNCAGGCGGUCAAAAGGACGCCGUGGCAACCUCGGUGGCAACCCUCGCGGCAACACCAGUGGCAACCCUCGGGGCAACCUCAGCGGCAACCUCAGUGGCAACCCCCGGGGCAACCUCAGUGGCAACACCAGUGGCAACAUCGCCGUGUCAGUGGCAGCGGAUGUCAACAGCUCCAGGAUAACCUCUGCGGCGACGAGAGCAGCAGCAGUAAGCAGCGUACUGAGCAGCAACGCUGGCAAGAUUAUAACGCUGUCUACGUCUGCGCUGUCGCCACGAACAAAACAGCUGUUGACAACUGUUGCUGCUGGACACAAAACAGCUGCUGGACCAGCCAGAGUCUUGACCUUGACUAACGCCAGCCAAGCGGCCUUGACUAACGUUGGUCAAGGCCAGUCGUAUGUCAUCAAUCCCAGCCAAAUAAUUGUCACUAGCUUGGCUGUUGACCAACAACAGCAGCAGCAACAGUAG
Messenger RNA from Hyalella azteca, 2385 nucleotides. RefSeq lists its product as uncharacterized. The transcript has 4 exons. The record is from RefSeq and is a predicted model, not a curated record. The coding region runs from base 97 to 2385 and encodes 762 amino acids. Lineage: Eukaryota; Metazoa; Arthropoda; Malacostraca; Amphipoda; Hyalellidae.